GUCCAUUUGGUGACAUCGAUUGGCCACCAUUCCUACUUCCAAAGCUCUUGUUGAAUCCGGUCUCAUUGUGUCCAGCAAAGUUCGACGAACAAACUAACCGUUUAGCCCGACCGACUAGAGCACUAGACCAGACCAAGAGGGCGACGUCACUGGGCGACGCACUGAUCAUUUUUCCGAGAACGCCGCGCCCGUUCCGUCGAAGAUCGUUAGUGCCGGCCGGGCCUUCGCUCUCCCUUCACAUCCCCCCAUUCAGCUUAGCCUGCUCCUCGUCUUCAAAUAUGUCCCUCCUGUAGCCUUCGGGCCUCUCAGUCUUUCUUUUUCUUCGUGCCCAUCGGUGAUGGCUAUAUCUUCGGCCACGCGCAUUCUGGCCGCCCGGCCUCUCGUCCUUGGGUUAGCGAAACUCUUCGUCCUCGCCCUUCCCAACCUGCCCGUCAUCUCCGCCGCCCCAACUUACCUCCUCAACUCCGAUGUCGACCCCAAACCCCCCAGCGAUCCCAGCCUCUGGCUAUACCUAGGUGUCGCCGCCGCCCUCGUCCUGAGUGGCGGUGCGUUCGCCGGCUUGACCAUUGCCCUGAUGGGCCAGGAUGAAGUCUACCUACAAGUUAUCCAAACCUCCGGGGAAGGCUCAGAACGCAAAAAUGCCGCAAGUGUGUUGAAGUUGUUGCAGCGAGGAAAGCACUGGGUACUCGUGACCCUCCUGCUCAGUAACGUUAUCACCAACGAGACUCUUCCAAUUGUGCUCGACCGCUCACUUGGCGGUGGCUGGCCUGCGGUGCUCGGCAGUACCGUCUUGAUUGUCAUCUUCGGCGAAAUUGUCCCUCAGUCGAUCUGUGUCCGUUAUGGUCUCCCCAUCGGCGCCUGGAUGGCCCCCUGUGUCCUAGCGCUCAUGUACCUCAUGUCCCCCGUCGCUUACCCGGUCGCCAAGCUGCUCGAUAAGCUGUUGGGCGAAGAUCACGGAACCAUCUACAAGAAGGCCGGUCUCAAGACACUGGUCACGUUGCACAAGACCCUGGGUGAAGCCGGGGAACAACUGAACUCGGAUGAAGUCACCAUCAUCAGCGCCGUGUUGGACCUCAAGGACAAGGCGGUCGGCGGCAUCAUGACCCCCAUGGAGGAUGUCUUUACCAUGUCGGCCGACACCAUCCUGGACGAAGACACAAUGGAUCUUAUCCUUUCGCAAGGAUAUUCCCGCAUUCCCAUCCAUGCGCCGGAUAACCCGAUGAACUUUGUCGGCAUGCUCUUGGUGAAGAUGCUGAUCACCUAUGACCCUGAAGAUUGCAAACGCGUGCGUGAUUUUGCUCUGGCCACUCUUCCCGAGACCCGUCCUGAGACCAGUUGCCUGGAUAUCGUCAACUUCUUCCAGGAGGGCAAGUCUCACAUGGUCUUGGUCUCGGGAUAUCCGGGUGAAGACCGUGGUGCUUUGGGUGUUGUCACUUUGGAAGAUGUGAUCGAGGAACUGAUCGGCGAGGAAAUCAUCGACGAAUCCGAUGUCUUUGUGGAUGUACACAAGGCCAUCCGCCGCAUGGCUCCCGCGCCCAAGUCCCGUGUCCCCAAGGGUCGGAUUGUGGAAGACCCUCCAAUGCUCCCGCCGGAGACCACUCUGGUUGACGUUGAGAACGAGAACGAGCCUCCAGCCGCACCAAAUGGCGCGGCGAAGGACCACCGUCGCCUUUCUAUCGAAGCGCCCCUGCCCCGGUUCCAGCUCCGCCGGCCUCAGUCUGACAAGAACUCAGAUUCAACCGACGGUCUGUUCACACAAAGAGGCACGACGGACGAGAUUCGCCAACACCUGAAGCAUCUCGGGCCUUCCAACUUGGCCAGCCGACCGCGCCAAACUCGGUACCAGAACGUCAAGAUCAAGCGGAGCGUCUCACCAUCCCGAUCGGGGCAUACCGAUCUUGAGUCCACCCAGAGUAUGUCCGAUUCGCAGACCAGGCAUAACUCUAUCGGUUUGCAGGGAGGUAUCGGCGCCGGGCUGGUGCAAAGUGGUAUGGAUGCCCGAGAUGGGGUGCUUGCCUUGCGUGCGGGCUAUGGAACCAUGAACCACGCCAAACCUCCUGCCGACGCCAGCACUCAAACGAGGGACGGACCUCCGAUCUCCAUUCCCGAGCUAGUGCAUGAAGAACAGGAUGAUAACCCCCGAUCGGCCGGCAGCCGAGUGGGUAGUGCUGGGUCCCUCGACUCGCAAUUUGACCAUCUCAAGCCCGGCAGUUAUUGCCACCGGGGUCCUGCCCGCAGUGGCAGCAUCACGGAGCAGGUGGUCGAUGUCAACGGCAUUCGCAAGGUCGUUCUCCACACCACCAGCACGAGCUCGUCGGAAUCCGAACGACCCGGGACCAGUGAGCAUCCGGAGUUUCCCGUCCGCCAGGACGGCGAGAUCGUGGACCUCGGAGAGAACCAGACGGGCGGGAGCAAGCGCCGUCGUCGUCGCAGAAAACGCGGACAAGCGAAGAACACAGAGACGGGCGAGAAUACGCCUCUGCUGUCGCAAUGACGAAUGUAAAUCGGACGCUCGGAGUGUUCUGCUGGCCAGAGCGACAGGGCGGCCCGUGGAUAGUUGUUUACACCGGUACGACCGGCCAGCUGGUCGUGUGUGAUGCACAUGCUCACCAGGGGAGCGACGGAUUUUCAAUCGUAUAUUCGUACCCAUGCAUAGCCACCCUGCCUGCCCAUAAUGGUCGCUGACAAAUGUCGUGCAUGGAGGGUUCUGGCGGUGUAGAUGAAUCUUGCAGUUAUUUUUAUGAAUGGCAUUCUGUUCAUCAUCCUUGCA
Messenger RNA from Aspergillus ibericus CBS 121593, 2770 nucleotides. Its product is annotated as putative DUF21 and CBS domain protein (Mam3). Gene Ontology annotation, biological process: magnesium ion homeostasis. Gene Ontology annotation, cellular component: intracellular membrane-bounded organelle. The record is from RefSeq and is a predicted model, not a curated record. Lineage: Eukaryota; Fungi; Ascomycota; Eurotiomycetes; Eurotiales; Aspergillaceae. The transcript has 4 exons. Bases 338 to 2494 code for a protein of 718 amino acids.